Nilaparvata lugens (brown planthopper) is the source of this 2291-nucleotide messenger RNA. RefSeq names its product hemicentin-1. Gene Ontology annotation, cellular component: neuron projection. Bases 58 to 1869 code for a protein of 603 amino acids. The transcript has 12 exons. The record is from RefSeq and is a predicted model, not a curated record. Lineage: Eukaryota; Metazoa; Arthropoda; Insecta; Hemiptera; Delphacidae.
AGACUAAAUUCAUGUUUAAAGACGUAGAAACCACUCUUUAGUGUAGAUUCAACUGUGAUGGAAAUGUAUCCUAACACCACCUAUUACCGUUAUCCAGGUUUCUUAAAGAUAUGUUUUUUAUUAUUUUUAUUCACUCUUGAAGAUAUUCAUGCCUCAAAUCAGGUCAUAAAUAAUUCGGUAAUUUCAAGCAAAGCUCUAAAAAGUUGCAAAGUGCCAGAUAACAAAAGCACCCAGUACAAAAGCACACCAUGCGAACAGCACAAUUAUUGUGGCUUGGUAUCAGGCAAAAUUGUGGCAGGCAAUGGCACAAUGGUCACUCUGAAAUGUGCAGACAGUUACAUGCCGAGAAACGAGAAUGUCGAUUUCAUUGUUUGCUAUGAUGGUGUCUGGUAUCCCAAACAACAUACUUGUCUCAAAGCUUGCAAAGCACUAAACUACAAAAGCAUCGAUGCGAACUGCACGUACAAAGGAGAGCCAGUCGCUUGCAACAGAAACAUCAGAAUAGGCACCCAAGUGCAGUGGAAGUGCAAGUCUGGUUACGAAACUGGUCAUAGCAAUCGGAACAACACUUGCCUCAAAAGUGGCAGCUGGAAGUCCCCCAUAUCCGAGUGCUACCGAGUGACCUGUGAUGGUUUGAAAUUGAAGACGAUUGAAGCGAACUGCAGCCAUGGAGGGGAGCCGGUCGACUGCCGCAGUCACGUCAAGAUCGGCACUCAGCUGCAAUGGAAGUGCAAGCCGGGAUUUCUGUCCAAAAAUAGUAAUAGGCACAACAUUUGCCUCAGAUUCGGCGUUUGGCAAUCUGUGAUGGCUGAGUGCAUUCCGGAAAAUAAGCCUGCAUCAGCAAAACUCAAUCCACGCAGAUUCAAUGGAGUGGCUAAAGUCGGUUCAAUAGUUGAGUUGAAUUGCCAUGUGGGAGGAUAUCCAAAUCCAACUGUCACCUGGCUUAAGAAUGGGGAACCUGUACGCUUUACGAAAAGGGUAUCCAACAAUAUAGCGACUGUCGAAUCCAGUGACCUUAGGUUCCCGACUAGAGUAAUCUACGCUCUCUAUUUUGACGGAUGUGUGGUAGAGGACAUAGGGACGUAUGAAUGCAGAGUGGAGAACAGCCACAGCACGGCUUCAGAUUAUGCUGAUAUGUUAGUUUACAAUGAAGGAAUGUUAUCAAUAAACAAAACCAUGGAGAAAAGAAUUGUCUCGGUGGUUGGAAGCCAAGUGAAUAUAGUAUGCAACAUUAGAGCCGACCCUGUGCCAAUCACAGUGAGGUGGUUCAAGUCUAAUGAACAGCUUCUGCCUACUGACAGAAUAAACGUUGCAGAUGUGAAUUGUAUAAGUUCGUGUACUGGCCGUCUGGUCUGCCCCGCCGGAUCAGGUAUUGCAUAUUAUGGUAACUGCACGGAUCACUCGUGUACAAGUCAAGUAAUAAUUGAAAAUGCCCAGGAAUCCGACUCUGGAAAUUAUAAAUGUGAGGCUUUGAAUGACAUUGCCUCUGAUCAGAGAUUCGUAGAUCUAAUUGUCAAUGCCCGUCGGCCAAAGAUGAGAAUUGACCCUCCUUCUGGAACCACCAUCCGAAGAGGUUGGGAUGUAACCCUCACCUGCAAUGUGGAAGGUAGUUCAAAAGCAGACGUCAAAUGGUUAUUCAACAACGUUAGCAUAUCUGCAAAAUAUCCAAAUGAGAUGCAAAUUUCAAGUAUUGUAGGAGAAGAAAUGAUAUUCACUUUUCGAAUUCGAGAAGCUCAACCUUCUGACAGUGGCAUAUACACGUGUCAAGCAGUUACCAAACUCGGAGAGAAAAAUGAAGUUUCCACUUCUAUAAGUGUACCAUUUCAACAGUACAGCUAUGAUGUGCAAAGGGGCAGGAUUGGAAGUUAACAAUUAUAUCUAUAUUGGAAUGGAGGUUUCUAACAGAAGAAAAUAAGAAUGGAAUUCAAUAGUUUUUUAUUUCAUAAAUCCACAACUUGUUAGAGAAUUAUAGAACUAACGUUUAUAGAGUCAGUGGAAAUGAUAGGAAGGCAUGGUUGCCAAGUUUCUUUUUCCAUCGCCUUAAACCAGGUAAGGUGUAAAGUAUUGAAGAUAGCUGUAAUUCAAGUCAUCCUGGUAUGCAUAUCUAAUAUAGCCUAAUAUUGAUUGUUGAUUCCUGUUAACAAUGAUAAAUUCCAUCGCAAUUAUAUUAUAUUCAAUUAUAAAAUACCUAUAUUAUUAUUAUUAUUAUAUUGUAAUUGACGUUUCCAAUUGCCAUUUUUAUGUGCUCAAAGGAAUAAAAGCAUUCUUAUUCUUAUUCUUAUUCUUAUUCU